UCCAUUAAAACGUUCGGUCAGAAGCUUGGAUGAAGCGAGAAGAAACGGAUCGAGGUACAACAUUCCCUUGAUUUGUGGGAUAGCAUGAGCCGAGAUCCCUCGAAGGAUGGCUUUCUUCCUACCUGUUCAGAUGAAGAUGUGCCCCGUCAAUGUUUUCAGCUCUGUUGAUAGGUGUAAAGUUGUCACUGACUAUAAACUGAAAUCAAGUCAUCAUGAUGUGCUGGCCGGGGAAGAACAAUCUCGUCGCAGGUUUCUUCUAGGAUGUAGCAUGAUCCCUUUUGUUUCAUUUAAUGGAAGAUUUGGUUUGUUACCAGCUUGGGCUGGAGAGAAAUCAAAAGCAGCCCAAGAUGAUGAGGGCGUUAUUGGAGCCUUAAAGUCCUUGUUUGAACCAAAUGAGAAAACUAAAUCAGGGAAAUUCUUACCCAAGGACUACUUGAAAUCAGUGAGAGGAGUGAUUAAGACAUUGCGGGAAUCACUCGAGGAGGAUCCCAAUGACAUGGCCAAGUUUAGGAGAACAGCGGAUGCAGCAAAGGAGUCAAUUCGUGCGUACUUGGGUGGGUGGAGAGGAGAUAAAACUGUGGUUAAUGAGGAAUCAUAUGAGAUGCUAGAGAGAGCAAUAAGAGCAUUAGCCAACUUUUACUCAGAGGCAGGCCCAUCUGCACCACUUCCUGAGCAUGUUAAAGUUGAGAUUCUAAAUGAUCUCAUCAAAGCAGAGGAUGAUUUGUAAAAAGAAACAGCAGAGAAUCUGUUAAUGCACAAGCAAUCCACUGGAAGACGUACGUUUUCUCACCCCAUUGCUGUAUACACGAUAGCAAAACAAGUUUCAGGAAUGGGGUGACAACCCCCAUCUUGAGUUACAUGAUGGAUGACAAUCUAUGGGUCAAUUUGAGAUUAGUCUUGUUAUGUGCUGAGUUGUGAAGUGGUCCUUGAAUGCCCAUGGAUACAUUUGUUCCAAUUUUACAAAUUUUGUUUUAAUUGUUCUAAAAACAAAUUGAAGGGCAUAGAUGUUCUACGCAGUAUAAUUACAUUGUAUAUACAUUUUUAUCCCAUCAUUUUAUGCUAUAAAUAAAUUAUUGUGACCACAACUAUGUUUAGCAUUUGGUAAUGAGGUUGUAAAAUUUUAACCAAACGAAUAAAUGACCCAUUA
Messenger RNA from Cuscuta epithymum, 1147 nucleotides. NCBI's taxonomy places the organism in Eukaryota, Viridiplantae, Streptophyta, Magnoliopsida, Solanales, Convolvulaceae. The record is from the annotation of a GenBank genome assembly.